UGAAAAUGCAUUAUCUGAAUGCAACUUUAUUUAAAAUGUUUAUUUGUUUCAAUGGUUCUUUGCUUCCACUACGAAGCGGCUAUUAUGCUGACAACUAGUGGCCUGGAUGUUACUGAGAUUCUGUACUAAAUCUAUUUUACAAGGGCCACCUCCGCUCUACGCGUUACUUUAUUGAAAAAAAAUGAAAUAAACAAAUGAAUAAAAUAUUCACUUUCAUAAAUAUUGUUUGCUACUUUUUGGUGGUAAAAAUUACUUACUGCUCCUUUAAACUAAUGGUCUGUUUCCGCUUGUGCUAGUCUAGCCUAUUACAGACCAUACACUAUUACUAACUGAACUGUGUACAUUUACAUUCUGUCGAUAACUUCGAAAAUGAACGUUGAAAUAUACGUCUAUUUACUAUAGCUUACCAUAGAGCCGAACGGACGUCGCAGAUUCAGCGCUUUUUGAGUAGAAUGAAGGUGCGCUUAGGGAUGACGUCAGAGUGUACGCUGUGUUGAGUGUGAUCAGGUAGGCUAACAUUAAACUGUGUGUGUGACCUAGCUAUAUAACCUUUGCGUUGUGUUCCAUACCCCAGGGCAUUUUUCGUGUUUAAUUAGCAAAAAUUCUAAAAGAUUUAUCAGGGAUGCUAAACAGUAUUUGACGAGGGGUCUCAAUAAAAUGGCAACCUAAGGUCACCAUGUGUUAAGUGCGUUCACACAGCUGCGUAGCGCGCGGACGAGCGCGAGAAGAGACGGGCGCUGCUCGCUCACUCCUGCAGUGUUUUUUUUUCCGCGCGCACCGUGGUCUCGCCAUAUAGGGUGAAAGGAAGUCAAGCGUAACGGUACCUGUUACCUGCUGUUUCCUGUCCUGUACGCGCCUUCGUGGAAACCAGCGAAUAACUGACAUAACAGUAACCUUUGAUUUUCUCAGCGGCACAGUUAUCAAGGCAAUGUGAAGGGGAGAAGAAGGACGCAAUCAUGUUUGUGUAGAGAAUGCAUUUUUGCCGCGGAUAGAACUGUCGGAGAAAACAUUGCAUAAUAUCUGUCAGAUGGGGUAAAAUGCCUCGCAGCAAGGUCCCGACGCUGGACCACAUGGCAGUUUGGAUCCAGGACAAAUCUGCAGUAAUAACAUAUCAACGUCCUCUCAAGCAGUCCUUAAGUGGCUCUCUGUGCCGGGAGUCCCACUGGAAGUGUUUGCUCCUGACCCUGCUCAUGUAUGGCUGCUUCGGUACACUCGGCUGGUGCUCCUUAUACCGCAUCACUGUUAUGGCAUCUGAUGACCAAGGUCCAACCUACUAUGGCAACCCAGCCCGGUUCUACCAUGACAGCCCCUGCUCCAAUGGCUACGUCUAUAUACCUGUGGCCUUCCUUGCUAUGCUGUAUGUGGUCUACCUGGUGGAGUGCUGGCACUGCUACUCGAGAACAGCCCACUUGGCUAAAGUGGAGAUCAGCCAUGUAUAUGACCGGAUCCAGCGACUGCAGCAGGCUACGCCCUGCAUCUGGUGGAAGGCCAUCAGCUACCACUAUGUCCGGCGGACCAGACAGGUGACACGCUACCGCAACGGCGAUGCCUACACCACUACGCAGGUGUACCAUGAGCGUGUCAACACACAUGCCGCCAGCUCCGAGUUCGACUACUCCCGGCAUGGUGUGAAGGAUGUGUCCAAGGAGCUGCAGGGCCUGCUGGAGCACCCUGUCACACGUCUGCGCUUCACCAAGUGUUUCAGCUUUGCUAGUGCUCGCGCCGAGACCGCCUACCUCACACAGCGAGCACGUUUCUUUGGGGACAAUGAAGGCCUGGAUGACUACAUGGAGGCACGAGAGGGCAUGCACCUGAAGAAUGUGGACUUCAGGGAGCAUAUGCUAGCAUUCCCUGAUCCGGCACACCCGCCCUGGUACACUCGCCGCUGGGUCUACUGGCUGGCCUCCGCCCUGAUGCUCUCCUGGCCGCUGCGUGUGGUUGUCGAAUACCGCACAGCCUAUGUCCACUACCAUGUGGAGAAGCUAUUCGGUGAGAAUGAAGAUGCCAAUGAUGAUGGCAACACUGAGAAUUUACGUUCAGGCUUUGAGCAUGGUACAGGAGGGCCCUCCCUGCGUGUGAUAUCACGGGUGAACACAGUGGACAUGACUGAGCUAGAAUGGCAUAUCCGCUGCAACCAGCAGAUGGUGCCUAGCUACUCGGAGGCUUUGCUUAUGGACCUGGACAUGAACCCCAGCACACCGCUGUCUGUGGCGAUGGUGGGUCAAAUGAGGCACAACUCCAGCUACUUCCUCCAGAGCUGCCCUCGCUGCCGGAGAUCCACAAGCAGCUCCUCUCUGCCCGCGUGGGUCAGAGGGAAUGUGGCGAACUCGUUCCCCAUAAGGGCUGGAGGAAGACUGGCUCUGAGUCGCAGUGGUUUCUCCCUAGGGCGCUUACACUCCACUCGAAACCGCCAUACCUGCCUGUUUCACUCAAGGAGCCUUGGAGGAAUGGGGAACAGGGGGGAGGAGGGAGGCGGGGGCUUUCUUGGCCGGGGGUUCUGCAGGUCAGAUGAGGAGAGGAGAGGGGUUCUAGAUGGGGAGGGGCCAGAGGAUGAGGGGAAUGGUGAUCUUAGGGAGCAAGGGCAGGAACAGGGAGAUCAAAGAGAGAACAGAGUGGUCAGGGGAGAGGAGAGAGACAGGCCACCAGCCUAUCAGGAUGCUCUGUAUUUCCCUCUUUUGAUCAUACAUGGAGAAGAGAGCUGUCAUGGUGGGCGGGACAUUGAUACGGGAUAAUGGUUGAGACUGGUAUUUGGAAUGCAGAUUAGCAGUGCACUGGUAUGUGAGGAAUAUAUAUGGAGGUUAGCAGGUAAGUGAAGUAAAAGCAACAGAAUAGAGAGUAAGCGUGCUAGCGACUGACAGAAUAAAAGUCCAUACCCCAGGAAGUAGUAAGGUGAAACCUGAAUGGCUGAUUAUUAUGAAGGAGAAAAAAUGCGUUUUGAUAUACUAUAAAAGACGAGGGUAGCCCUGAAGAACAAAUCAAAUGUCAGUGAAUGUAUUGUAAGGUUUAAAGGAAAAUAUGGUAACUGGGUCAAUCCAUGUCAGUGUCAGUUAAUACUGAAUUGACAUGGAUUAACCCUAUACAGAAUUGCAAUAGGCAUGAAUCAUUAGAUAUCAUUAUAUAUCCUAUUAUUCUAUGCCUAGGCAUAACACCUUCAUCAAUGAGAAAAUGCACAAUCAGUCUGAGUAGCCCAUUUGUCACUUUAGGAGUAUUGUAGUUUACAAAAAAGCAGGAUCACUAUAUCUGAUCACUUUGUGAAGACAUUCCAAACAUAGCAACUUAAGUAAUAAUGUAGUUUAUGCUACAUUUUGAAACAGACAUUAGCCUAAUGCUAUUAUUUAAACAGAUGUAUAACUGUAGUUAUACUGUAGAAGAGAGGGUCUCCAAAUUCUGUUCAUUGAAGGUGAAUGAAAGAAAUAAACAAAAAAAAUUCAAAAAAUCUCAGGGGAAAUGAUUUUUUUUUUUGUUUUGUUUUGUUUUUUUUAAUGGAAAGUAAAUGAUGGUACAGAUUUGCUAGAAUGGGAGGUAGGUUGAUGAAUUGUAAUCCCUUGCUGUUUGUAUUUGUGAUUCAACCUACUGUAUUGUCAUGAUUUCUUUUUUUUUAAAUUGCCUUGCUGAAGCUUGGCGCUCAUGGCUCCACUGUUGCAUGCCUUAAGGAUGUUUCUAUUCUGCACCAUGUCUACCACUAGUAAAAGUAAAACCUCAUAUACUGUAGCUAUAAUACAGCAUUAUUCUUCAACAGACAUACAUAACACGUGAUUUGCAUAGAAUACGGGGAUGCCUUAGCCUGGUCUCAGACGGAAACAUAAAUGUUAUAAAGGAAUAAUACAAAAAUAUUACUAACCCAUCUCCUGUUUUAACUGUAAUGUUCUGUAGUAAUAAUUCUGUAAUAAUAUAAAUUAAUGAAGUGAGACCACUUCAAACAUCCAAAUGUCUGUUGCUCUUCACAUCUACUGCUCCCUGUAUUGCUAGAGUAUUGACAGAUUUUAUCCUUUAAGUUUAUACAAAGCUGACCUUUAGAAACAAUAAUUGAUUCAUUCAUAAUAAUUGCAGAAUAGGCCCACAAUAAAGUCAAAUGACUGGCACUAGUGAAAAGCACAUAAUUGCCUAUAAAAACACAAGCCAUGGUACACAAUUACACUGUGCAGAGUUGCCACACAGAUAAAACCAUCUUGCAAAUAGCUAGUUGAGACUUACUUUCCUAGUAGCCCUGCAAGGCUUACUACCAGGCACAACUAGUUGUGUGCUUUACAAACCGUACAGGGAAUAGUGUGGAGAACAUCUGACUGUUAAGCUAAACACAAAAUGGAAGAAUGUACUAACUAAAGUCCUGCACAAUUUGUGACGACCAAAAUACCCAGAGCACAUGCUGAAUGCAUCCCUGUUUUAUCAACAGGACUCUGCUACAAAUCUAGCUACAGGUACUACUCCAACUAGCACUGAACAUUCUGUGAUGAUGAUGGUUAUGAUGGUGGUCAUAUAAAUAAAGUCAAACCUUUA
Messenger RNA from Electrophorus electricus (electric eel), 4497 nucleotides. It is a transcript of the gene tmem151a, whose product is annotated as transmembrane protein 151A. Lineage: Eukaryota; Metazoa; Chordata; Actinopteri; Gymnotiformes; Gymnotidae. The record is from RefSeq and is a predicted model, not a curated record.